Molecule: messenger RNA, 1047 nt
Organism: Tripterygium wilfordii
Lineage: Eukaryota; Viridiplantae; Streptophyta; Magnoliopsida; Celastrales; Celastraceae
Product: glyoxylate/hydroxypyruvate reductase HPR3-like
Exons: 2
Coding region: 27-1022 (331 amino acids)
Cellular component (GO): cytosol
Molecular function (GO): hydroxypyruvate reductase [NAD(P)H] activity; NAD binding; glyoxylate reductase (NADPH) activity
Source: RefSeq, a predicted model, not a curated record
GGCAAGAAAACCAGAAAUUCUCAUCAAUGGUCGGCAAACAAAAAGGAGGCCAUCAAGAACAAGAACCGUUCACCAUUCUAAUCCACCGCUUUCCCGCAUUCAACUUGUUCUUUUGUACUAGUCUGCGGGAACACUACCGUUUGCUCGACCCCCAUAACUCGCCGGAGGAAUCCGUUCACUCAUACCUCUCCCGCGAGGCUCAGAAAGUGCGUGCGCUUGUCUGCGUGGGCCACACGCCUCUCAAGUCUGACGUUCUGGGGCUUCUACCUUCCCUCGAGCUUGUGGUGGGCUCUAGCGCUGGAGUUGAACACAUUGACCUCCCAGAGUGUCGCCGAAGAGGGAUCGCCGUCACGAACGCUGGCACAGCCUUCUCAGAGGAUGUCGCUGACUGUGCUAUCGCCUUGCUGAUUGACGUUCUCCGCCGAGUAUCCUCCGGUGAUCGGUAUGUUCGCUCUGGGUUGUGGCCUAAGUGUGGACAUAUUGCUCUAGGUUCUAAGUUGGGAGGAAAACGUAUUGGGAUCAUCGGACUGGGAAAUAUUGGUUCUGAAAUUGCAAAAAGGCUACUGGCAUUUGGGUGCAGCAUUGCCUACAACUCAAGGAAGAAGAAGGUUUCGGUCCCAUUCCCUUUCUAUGCAAAUGUCCGCGACCUUGCUGCUAACUCCGACGUUCUGGUUCUUUGUUGUUCACUGACAAAUGAGACUUACCAUAUAAUCAACACGGACGUAAUGAAAGCAUUGGGAAAGGACGGGGUGGUGAUUAACGUUGGACGCGGUGGUCUUGUCGAUGAGAAGGAACUGGUGAGAAGUUUGGUUGGUGGGGAGAUUGGCGGUGCUGGUUUAGAUGUGUUUGAGGAUGAGCCUGAUGUGCCAAAAGAGUUGUGUGAAUUAGAUAACGUGGUGCUGUCUCCUCAUGCUUCUGUCCUGACCCCAGAAUCAUUUGAAGCAUUGCAUGAUACGGUCUUAGCCAACUUGAAUGCAUUCUUUUCAAACAAACCUCUGGUAUCGCCUUUCCCAAAUGAAUGAAGGGGCAAGCAGUCUUCAUUUGCAA